AUGUACAGCAUCGGAAUGCGAAAGCUGCUGGGCAAGUCGAAUACUGACUUGACAUCUCAUGGGUCGCCCCCUUCGGGAGGACGAGCAGGUCCAGCAGCAACAGCAGCCGCCGGUGGCAUUACCAGCUCUCCUGUCGUUCCCAACUACCGCCCAGCUGUCUCACAGGAUACUGUCUAUGCUGCUGGCGUGCCGAUCGCCUGCCUCGAUAGCUCCCCCGAUGGUCGUUCUGCCAUCUUGGGAGGACGCCAUGUGCUGAAGACAGUCACCGUUGAGGGGCUGACGGUUCGCGAGGGUCUCGACCUGCGAUCUCUCCUUGUUGCCCAGCCUGCACUGCGCAACAAUAAUCCAACGUCGGUUGCUGACCAGCUUUCAGUCAAGGCAGUCAAGUGGGGAGAGGUCGGCGGCAAGCAGGUGCUCUUCACUGCGUGCACCACGGGCAAGGUAUUCAUGUACGACCUCGUCACCGUCGGCUCCUGUGGCGCUGGUGCCCCCGUGGACUGCGUCCAGAUGCGAGAAGACUCACGGCAGGUCAACGCUCUCGACAUCAACCCACACCACAGCACCUGGCUGCUAUCCGGCAGCCAGGACGGCAUAGUUCGCUGCUUCGACGUGCGCCAGCGAACCGAGACCAAGACGGGGGCGACCUUUCGGUCCAAGCAAGCCUUCAAGUGCCACGCUGACGGCGUGCGUCAUGUCCAGUGGAACCCACGCGAUGGCUUCCUCUUUGCCUGCGCCACGGAGCAGGGUAACGUGAUCAAGUGGGACAUGCGCAAGCCGAACGCGCCCAUCUUGCGCAUUAGCGCGCACGAGAAGGCCUGCUCGGCCAUGGCCUGGCACCCCGACGGCGUCCAUCUGGCCAGCGCGGGGCUGGAGAGCCGGUGCUACAUCUGGGACAUGUCCAAGCAGGACAAGCGCCAGAAGCCCAAGUGGACCAUCGCCACGCCGUCGCCGGCCGGCACUCUGGCCUGGCGCCCCGGCCAAUGGUCCGCCACGGCACAGGGCAAGCGCACCUCCCAACUGGCCAUGUCCUACGACGAGAGCGGCCAGAAGCGUUCCGGCAUCAACGUCGUGCACGUUUGGGAUCUUGCCCGUCCUACUAUGCCCUACAAGGAGAUUCAGCGCUUUGAUGCCUCUCCAUGCGCCAUCCUCUGGCACGACCAGUACCUUUUGUGGACGGCAGGUCAGGAUGGCAUCUUCGCCCAGUGCGAUGUGUCCUUCGCUCCCAAAGUCAUUGACCGCCAGGCUGUGUCGACCAUGGCCUUCUCCCCGCGCGGCGACGUCAUGAUGCUUCUCGACGAGCGGGCACCGCCUCCACGGCCCCGGCCACACAUUUUGCACCACGACGCCGCCGUGCCCCCGGCAUCGGUGCCCUCCGUGCCCAGCAUGACCUCUUACAGUUCCAGUCCUACAACCCCGCGCUUCAGUGUCAGUCGCAGCGACUCUGAGGAUGACGCGAUAGGUACCUUCAUCGGGCCUCGUCGCCGCAGCAGCCGACGACGCAGGCCUAGCACCCGCUCCACAACCACACUCAGUACGACACCGCCAGCUGGCCCCAGCAUGGAAGAUGUCAUGUCGCUCGAGCAGACGAUCAAAGCGACGGGUGUCUACAGACCGCAGCAGGCCAUGGCUGUCGGCCAUGUACCCGCAGCUGCCAGUCCUGAAGUGUAUGAGUACCUGUCAGCGAACUACCUUGAAGCCCUGUAUCGGGAUCUUCCAGGUCGUCCCGGCAGUCCUCCACUGCCACAGCGCAUUGCUACGAUCCUGGAUCACUAUGCUCUGGCUGCCACCCAUGUAAGACAGUUCAGGCUAGCCCAAACCUGGCGCAUUAUCGCCUACGCUGUGGAUUUGAUGCUUCAUCGGCGUGCUCAGUAUCACCUGGAGCGUCGGAGGGAUCGCAAUCAAGACUCAAUGAGGCGAAAGAGCUCCGCUAAGCCAAAGUCUCUUGUGGGGUUGUCCGACCAUGACAAUCUUCCGGAGAUGUCCGUUGAGAAGGUUCAGGAUGACCUAGUGGCUUCACGGAAACCAGUGUCCAAUCUGGCUGUGUACGAUCAGUCGCUUCAGUCGAAAUCGGUGCUGCCCUCGGAGCAGGAGAGCACCUCCAACAUGCCUACCCCAAUGGUCCGUCCAGUCCCUAAUGACACCGCUGGUAGCCAGACAGAUGAGGCCGACAGGGAGUCGGCAGCGUCUGUUGUUGGGGAGCCAUCUAGCUUCACUUUGCCUCCUCCGGCAGCAUAUCCCCCACGCCAGCUGCUACGCAGCCGUCUCGACUCGGUGCCGCUGUCUGUCGUUAGUCAUGACAGUGCAGCUACUUACGCGAGCACUGAGGGAUAUGACUUCUACGACACUGAAUUCCUAGUGAAAGCAGCUGAUGAGGCGAGAUCAGCUUCUGAAAACUCUCCAGACAUCAGUCGCAAGCAAAGGCAAGACUCAGAAGUUGGUUCGCAUGCGUGGUCAAUCUCUGACCAGAGCAGACGGCCUACCGGGUUGUCAGAAGUUGAAGAAGGGCAAGCUGCAAGGGCUGCCAUUGUCGCUGAGCUUCAGAAAUCGCAUGCUCAAGAACUGAAGAGUUAUGAGAAAACCAAUCAAUCUCCUGAGAAAACCAAAACAGCGGUCCCGCCCCGGGUUCCCCUGGAACGGACAGAGACAACUAUGACAGGCAUGACAGGCUUCACAAGCUUUACCUCCUAUACCGACGAGCAUCAUCUCAUCAGCCAACCAACCGACCUUUUUGGCUCACCCUAUGCAUCACAAACAGACAUCAACUUACGCGGCUCGUCCAUCCUACAUAGCAUCCCUGAACCGGCAAGCCCUACCCGCCCCGAACACGACAAAUCCCCCUUCGUCAUCGAAACCGACUACCUCUGCUGGUCCGACGACCCUCCGUACCCCUACUCUUCACGUACCUCAUCGUCCUCGUCAGCACUCACUUCCUCCCCCCUCCAUCCCUACACCAUCAUCUCGCGUGCCCUCGCCUUCGAAACCAAAACCUCAGCCCUCAAUGCUUCAGCCAUGAUUCUCCUUCUUAAGCCCCUCCUCCCAGACGACGUCAUCAACAAGCACCAAGCAGCCGCCAUCCUCCGACAACACCAUUCUCGCCUAAUGGGCAUGAAACUCUUUGUCGAAGCAGCCCUGCUCCGCAAGUUGUGCAUGCAAGGUUGGCCCGGCGGUGCGCUAUCCUCCUGGGGGGAUAACUACCCCGCGGUACUUACUCCCGCCCAGCAGGGGGUGCAAGCCAGCUUUCUGUGUACGUCCUGCAACCGGCCACACGAUAUUGAUCGCUCGAACCCGAACCUUUCUCCCGAUGCCCUCUGGAGAUGUGCCCGCUGCCGCUCAGUAAUGGCUCCCUGCGCUGUAUGCGGCCAUCGUGAUACCGCCCCUUCCAUGGCCUCUGCCUCGCCGUUGCCGACACACAUCCCUGCGAAGCACUGGGCAAACCUCACACCCCAGCAACAAACCACCGACGAAAAUGAGCCAAAGUUAACAACAUGGUUCUACUGCCCCAGCUGUUCCCAUGGUGGACACGCGUCCUGUCUCCAAGCAUGGCAUGCCGCACUAGACCCAGAUUUCUCCUCCUCUGAGCCAUACCUCUAUCUGGAAGAUCCGCCCGGCGCUGAAUCAUCUGACGGGUGCUGUCCAGUCGAUGGAUGUGGACACACCUGCCUGCCUUCCCGCUGGAGAAACGGUGAUGCUGUCCUUCUUCGUGGGGAAGAGAUCUCCCGCGUGACGAGGGAAGCCUCACGCGCACUAGCCCGGGGCAGCGCUGUCGCCAGCGAGGUAGGCGCGCCCAGCAGCAGUUGGGUAGGCGGUGGAGCGGGCAGUGUGGUUGGUGACCAAGCAGGCGGGGAUCAUACUGGGGAAAGGAGUGGGGAUAAGGUGAUGCCGAGCGGUGGUGGUUCGGGGGCAGGUACGGGUGCGUUGGUGAGGAGUGAUGUAAAUGAUGUGCCGCAGAGUCGGGCGGUUGAGACAGUGAGGGAGGCGUUGGCGAGUGCUGGGUCGUAUGUGGGGCAGGGGGCUAAGGUUGGAACGAGUAUUUUGAGUUCGAGCCCGGGGAGAAAUGUGAUAUCGGGAGAUAGGGAGAGGAGGAAGAGUGUGAAGUUUGUGGCAGAUGAGAGGAAGUAG
Thermochaetoides thermophila DSM 1495 is the source of this 4119-nucleotide messenger RNA. RefSeq lists its product as uncharacterized. Gene Ontology annotation, molecular function: protein binding. Lineage: Eukaryota; Fungi; Ascomycota; Sordariomycetes; Sordariales; Chaetomiaceae. Bases 1 to 4119 code for a protein of 1372 amino acids. The record is from RefSeq and is a predicted model, not a curated record. The transcript has a single exon. Gene Ontology annotation, biological process: positive regulation of TOR signaling.